CAGCUCUCGAAAACCAACUUCUAGUCCACACUCUCGGUCUCUUUUUCUUUCGGUUUCUUGUCGGCGGCGGCGGCCCCGCCGCCACCACGCCGCACCGCUCCCUACCCCCUACACGGUGGUGUGCCUGUGCGCGCUGCUGUGCUUGUGCUACACGACGACGACGAUCGUUGUGGGUGUCCUUGUGCGCUCCAAAUAUCCUCCUCGCCCUCGAUCCGCACCCCUGCUACGCUACCGCCAAUAGGGUACGACCUCGUACACUCCAAAAGUUCUCUCAUCCACACCAGUACACGCAAACGCUGCCUGUGGAAAACACACAUCGUACGCACGCACACUCCGCUCCGGCGCUACGUAUAUAUUGUACAUAAAACGCCGCUAGUACGUCGUCGACCGAAUUGUGUGAACUAUCGGACGUUCUUCCUCUCUGAAUUUCGUUGCUCUGCUCUACUCUGCUCUGCUCUGUACUCUGCCACCGCCACAGCCGCCGCCGCCGCGAGCUGCCGCCACCGUCACCGCCACUGCUCCUCUGCUCUCGCACAAUCCCUUCUUAUCCGUUUUUGGAAAAACCGCACGACGGCACUCUCGUUCGCGCGCGUUAUUUUUCCACUUUCUUACGAAUUUUUUCGCCGCUUAUUCUCCGUCGAAGCUUUCCGUUCGUCGUCGCUUCCGUACGUUACGUACGCGCGUACAACAAUUUUCCGUUGGUUGGAAAUUUUCGCGUCGUUGUCGCCGUCGUGGUGGUCGCCCAAGUCGCAGUCGCAAUCGCAGUCGUCGCACACACACAUUUUCCACCACGCACAACCCCAGAGAGAGAGUGUACUCUACAAAUAAUACACAGAGCGCAACGACGACGACGACGUAUACUCGUGUAUGCCAAAAGUACGAUACGGCGCGCGAAUGCAGCUUUAGCAAUGGUGUUCGUCGGCGGAGAAUUGCGAUCGGUUACGUAGUUUUUCAUAUCGAACGGUAUUAGCGCGUUGGUUUUUUUCUUCUUCCUCGUAUAUAUGCCAGCACAUCGGCCGCGUACAGCUAUAUAGUAAAAAUAAGCAUUCGAUCGCGACGAAAUCCGUAAACAAACCGAGAACUGGGCGCGGUGGUGCGAUUCUAUAGUGAUAAAUUACCCCUAGCUCGUAUCGCAACCGAGUGAGUGCACAUCAUCUCAUCAGUGACCGACCGGUACGGUACCGAUUCGUGUGAAAAAUCAUCGUACAUAUACUGUAGAUACACCAGACGACAACGACAAAUGCGUAAAGGGUGGGCGUUCACGCACUUCUCGUCUCAACCAUAGGAGGUAAACCAACGAUAGUUAUGUAAAUCGUACGUGCUGAUCUUGUGAAUCACCAUCGCUCUGAUCGCUGCAACCAUCCAAGUCCUGCAACAUGAGCAAUAUUCGUCGAUUCCAACACCAUCAUCGCCCUGAACUGUUCAGCGGCUCGACCACCGGCUUAUUAUCGUUACAAUGCCUCGAGAAUCUAGCGUAAUGACCAACGACGCGAUCGUCUCCGAUCACCGAACCAUGUUGUGAACUCGCAACCGGUUCAAAAGCUCGGCUGUUUAGUCGUCCCCGAGUCCAUCAACACAAACAGCACAAAGUCACCGACGCCCACCACACCAGCAACAUCAUCAACAUCACCAUUGCUGCAUCAUCCAUCCGCAAAGUCGUCUUCUGCAUGUUCGCGCGACAGCAUUUUUUAUGUUAUACAACUGUGAUAAUAUAAUAUCUUCGUAUCGGAAUGAACAAAUCGCUGCGUCGCGUCAUCAUUGUUUCGUAUACUACUUGUUUUGAUUAAGUUUUUUUUUGUUUCUUUUUUUUUUUUACUCCUCGACGAAAGCGUUCGUGACAUCAUUCGCCUUUAUUUGCCUAUUAAGACGACGACAAUAUCGCUCCUCCACAGAAACACCGACCAGUGUUUUCACUACCGCCGCCGCUGCUACAGUCGUUAUUGCUGCUGUUACUACGAACCGGGUGCCUACUCCUGUGUCCAAAAGCAGGUACCGACAGCAGCAAUGCGAUCUAUUUCGUGUCGGUUGUGGUGCUGGUUCGGUAGCAUUGGAAGAGUGACGACACCGCUGGCGGCAGUGGUUGGACAAUGCCCUUGGGCGAACUCUUCAGCUGCGUGUGGUUGGUACUCUUAGCUCUUUACUUGAUGACUACGUUUCCAAGCUGUUUUCACUGCAGUUCUUAUCCGACAACUACGUACUUAUCAUCAUCAUCAUCAUCUUCAUCAUCUUCACACUCUUCUUCGUCUCCAUCACAGUCAUCGCAACCAGAACAGAAAUCUGCCACCGCCGCCAUUUCCUCGCAUACUUCUUGUCACCACCAGAUCAUAACCUCUGAAUUUAUAAGCUCAGACUGCCAGCAAGUACUUCAGAAACAACAAGAGCCUAGGAUGCGAAUCACCGGCCAAAUAAGCGAAGGGCCCGGUCCGCCUUCGUGCGCGGCGCCCUGCUCCGAUAAACAGCGAAGCGACUCGAGAAAAUCGUUUUGCCAUCGUUACCUUAAUGAAAAAGACUGCGCCGAACCGUGGUCGAUGGACUGGUCGUCGAUUCGGUUAAGACACUGUUGCGAACACUCGGUCCGAGAGGCUGUGCCUAAUGCCGACGAAUCGUUAAAAGAUCCGCAACAGUGUGAACGGCAUGUGCGUGAUCUAUUGGAAUUGGAUGCCUUUGUAGCCAAAGUUACGUGUCAAUUUGAACAGAUUUUACUCAGAUACGAUUGCAAUCAAAAUUAUUCGGUUAAUAGUUGUCAAAAGUGCAAGGAUGCGUACAGAAGAUGGGUUUGCGCUUCGUUAAUUCCUCAUUGGAAAGAACGUCAUAAAAUAAAACCGUGUCGAAGUAUUUGUCAUGAAGUCGAGCAAACCUGUCCAUGGUUCCUGCCAGCUGAAAAAACUCCAGGUUAUCCAGCUCAAUAUGCCGGCGAACCUAUUUUCCAAUGCAUAGAUGAAAACAUACCAGAAAAUGGUGAACAAUUAUUGCGGUCAACAUACGGAAGCGCGUGUUGUUACGAGUACUGCAAAAAGCGUCGAGCCGGAGCCAUGCCACCAGUUGGUUAUCAUCAAGAGAACCAACAAAAUAGCUACGAAAUUGGAUCUUGCAUAGUAGGCUGCGAUGACUCAUCUUCAAACGAUCCGUCCCAUGAACCUAAAAAUGGAUUAUGUCAACCGCCUUCUUCUACGAGUACGACAGCUUCGAAUUUACCAGAUAAGAGUAGCAAUUCGCCUACAAUACCGUUUGUCAAUUUUCCUUUAUCGUCGUGUCCGUCUUCUGAUUCAGAUUCUACCUCAUCGAACGAUGCUACUGGGUUGGAAUCGUCUUCUGCAACUAGUAAGAGUGCUCCUUUUAAUUUAUUGAUAUUAACGUUAAUACUUUAUUUGUACGUUACGAACGUGAAGAUAGAUGAUUGGAGAUGAUUGAUAAUAAAUUGAAAAUAGUUGUGCGUAAAUCGUCAAGUAACCAUGCGAGCAGUCGUACAAAUCCGUCGCUUUCGAUUGUUAUUAUUAUAAUGGCUAAUGUAAGACUGAUAAUAUGAUGAAGAACGAACUGUUUCCUUAAAUGCAAAUCUCGGUUCGAGUCAUUGUUCGCAGUUAUAUUCGUGUAUAAUUUUUUUCUUUAUUAUUUUAUUACCUAUUAUUUUUUUUUUAGAAUUUUAUUCGUUGUAUUGAAUUGACGUUUUGUUAUGGAACUACCUAUAUACCUAAAUUACCGUUUUAAGGUAUAAUUUAGUUGAAUUUUAAUGUUCAUAAAUUUUUUCUUAUAGGAAAUUCAACGUAUUUAUCAUCAUCGCUGAUAACUCCAUUUACUUACCUAUUUGAACUUUUGUUGCUCAAUCAUACUAAAUACUUUUAAUAUUAUUACGGCUUCUGUUGCAAAAAUGUCGUACUAACUUUUAUAUUUUUCAACCAUAAAUGUUCGUGGCAGUCGUUAAAUGAUUUUGAUUCGAUAGGUACAGUGAGAUUGAUUUGACAUGUGAUAAGAUGGAUGCUCAAGUCGAAAGCUAUAAAUCUCGAUGAACGAUGAACUGAUCAUUGAAAAAGUGAACAUGGAAAAAAAAAGCAAUGCAUUCCAUACCUACUUAGAUGAAAAAACUUUUUUCAAAAAUUUCGGCAAACACAAUCAAGCACCUAAUGAAAUGAUUGUAAUUAUUCCCAAACCUGAGAUAAACAUUCGGAAUAUGGAUUCAUAAGGUCAUCUUCAGUGAAAAAAAUACUUUAUAAGUAAUACCUAGCUAUACGUAGCUUCAACUGCUUCAAGCCGCUUGAAAGGAUCCUACUCGUAUCAGCAUGAUAAAUGAAAUGAUCUUUACAACAAUUCAUUUCAAUUUUAACUGAUUCGUGUUUGAACAUUCUAUUAAGGCUUCGUGAUACGUAAAUGAUUGAAGUGUCGUAAAAUAAAUACCAGAACUCCAGAAGGUGCAUUAAAUAAGACUCCUUGGCUGAAAUCUUAUCACAUGUCAAUUUCAGCAAAUUGAUAGUAAAUUAAUUCCGAAUGAUGAGAAGUAAAAUGAGAGUAAUUGUUGCCAAUACUAACUAAAUGAAUUAAAGAAUGAAGAUGACGCAAUCUUCCAUCAUUUAGCAUUUACGUAUACCUAUUUACCUACCUUACACGGUCGUAGAAUGAUCGAACUUUUUUGAUACGACUAUGAACAACCCGAACAAAAUCUUGACGUGGAUACUAUUUUGUGCGCUAAUAUCUCCAAGUAUAGGUAGGUUGUUGAUUAGAUAAUACCGUAGAUUAACUCGAAUUAAUCUAUGACAAUACAUACUCAACUAUCCGGGUACUGGACGUCAUCGGUUCGAAUCCAUUGUUGAAUUUUUGUUCUGUUAUAUUAAUCUAUAAGUUUUAAAGAAAAUUUUAUAAAAUAUCUUCCAUCCUCCAACAAUGAACUUCCGAAUUUGAUUGAUUAUACCCGCACUUCUGUGAAACGGCUUCGUAAAGAGAUUGCUGGAGAAGCAAAUUUACGUAUACAAGUGUGUGCAUUUUUUAUACAUAUUCGACUACCAACUGAAUUGAAAAAUUUCCAAAAUAAUGUCUUCGAAAAAAGCCACAUCUUUCGUAUCCACGAUUUCAAAAAUUGAACUCUUCAAGGCUGAUUGAUACACCUGUAAAAAAAAAGACAGAAAGUGGCAUUUAUCGAAUACCUAUAAUUGAUUAUUCUUUUGAUCAAAACGAAUAGGCUAAUUUCAGGUAGUUUCUUAUACAUAUAAAAAAAUGAGAAAAAAAAUAAAUUGAAAAUGAUGUAAAGUGUAGGUAUAUAAGUAUAUCUCUUUUGACGCUGUGGGGAUCAUGAUUAUUUUGUUUGUUGGAAUAAUUUUGAUUUGUUUUUUUACGAAUGUAAUAGGUACUUAGCUACCAACUAACCUGUUAACUAUAAAAAUAUACCUAAUAAAUUGUCAAUUUAAGUUGAUGUUAAAAUUUUAAACGGUUUUAGUGAUAUGUAGAAUGUACCGUAUGUAUAAUUCAAAUUUAUAUUAUUAAAAAAAUGUAAUACUGUUACUAAUCUACAAGUAUACAGAUAUGGGGCUUUCAUAUUACCUCUGUAGGUUAAUAAUCUGGUCAUAUAACGUCCAUGUACAACAGACGUCAAGUUCAACUAAUGAAAUUUGAAUAUUUUUUUCAUUAACCUAUAACUACAUAGAUGAUACCUGUACUUAUGUUAUCUGUUGUUAUUGUUAUUUACGAUAUAAUUUAUUUCUCAAUGUUACUAAAUUUUAGUAGAUUUUGUUGCAAAUAUUUUAAAAAUAAACAAUAUUGUAAUUAUUAGUACUAUUAAAUUAAUAUGUACCCAGUAAACUAAUUGUAUUAUUGUUAUUGCGUUAUAAUACCAUGUUAUUUAUUAUUAUUGUUACAUUCCUAACGUUAUUGUGAUUAUUAAUGUAUUAUAUGGUUAUUCUGUUAAAUCGUAGUGCUCGGUAGAUCAUGCAACAUAUGUUCCCUGAUUAUAUUUUACUUUUAUACCAAUUUAUAUGCGAAUAUUCUUAAGCAAACAUUCGUUUAGUUGAAAUUUAAAUUCAAUUUUUAAAAAAAUGGAGUGGCAUUUUUUUGCUAUUAGUUGUUGUACCUAUUUAAUAUUAUUUUAGAAUAAAACAGAAUAAAAAUAAAAUAAAAAAGUAUCUUCCUAAAAAAAAAAAACCAUUCUAUAGAUAAUUUGCUUCUGCUAGGUAUGUAACGAAAUGCUUAAAAUGCUGUUUUUCUUUCCAAAAAGAAAAAAGUUUAAAAGUACCAAGUCAUUCUUAUAUAAAAUGCAUUCUUCAUUUUUCUUCUCUCAGUAAACUGCGCGAUUUGACGUAACAGCGAUGAAAUAAACAUUAUCAUUUCGCUCAAUGGUGCACCUAGACUUAUUUACUUGUGUUGAUCAUCUUGAUGUAUGUAAUUUUCCCUAUAUUAUUAGUCAGCAAAGUUACACUUACGAAACAAAUUGAAGAUUUUUAGUAUUACCUACCUAAAAUUGUUCUAUGAUCAUUGAUCACGUUCCAACAAAGGCAUUUGCCUAUAGCGAUUGAUCGAUUAAUUAUAAUGUUCGCAAAAUCUAAUCUAGAUACGUACUUACGUUUGCCAUUUCACGCACUUAUAAAUUAUUACUAAAACAAUCAUAUUUAAUUUUUUGAUCUAAAAUUAUACGUAAUGUGUUUAUUAUAUGGGACCAAAUUGUACGAAAAUAUUGAAAGCAUUCCUUUCGAUGCAUUUCUCAUCACCCCAGCUAACCUCUCUUUAAAAUUUAUCUUCUGUUUGGAUGUCAAUUAAAACGUGAGAGUUUCAAGGAGAAUUUUCCAUAGGUAUUGAAUUUUGAUUUUUCAAUUCUCAAAGUUAAUUAAAAUUCAUUUGCUUGAUUACGUCGAUUAGGUUCAAAAUAAAUUAUCGAGUUACCUACCGAAUUUAAUACCUAACUAAAUACAAAAUUGACUGCACAUCUUUACCUACCUAGUGGUGAAAUAAUUCUUUCCAAUUAAAACUUCAUCGGUAUAAUACUUUUGAAUGCAUUAAAUUCCAACCUAAACUAAAAAAAAAUCAAGCAAUAUAGUUUCUCAAAAAUCAUUAUAUAGUUAGAAUGCUGUACUUAUUGUACUCGAAAACUUUUUUUUAGCGUGUAUUUCACUUUUUUAUACCUUAUUCUUAUUCAAUUUGUACUUACAUUAUGAACAGUCGUCAUUACGUGACAUUUAUUUUCUUCUUUAUCAUGGCUGAUAUUUUCAAUUUCACAUUUAUAGAUCAUUACGCCCAGGUAAGUGUAAAUUUUUCCUCAAUACUGUAAACUUGAUGGUAUGAUGAAUGAUGGUAUAGUUAGCAUCAAACAUUUCAAGAUCAAUCUUUUAUUUUGACCUGUAAACACAUGGGAAAACAUACUCUUUACAUUUGAGAAGUAAAUUAAAUGAUCUGUUGUUUCAAUUCUAUCGCGUUUCUAUAACCCUUCUUAUCCCAAAUGCAUUUCGAUAUCAUCAGAAGGCCUAGACUGAUUUAAAAAAAUUAAGGCCGGUGUUAUCUGAUGAUUAUUUUUUCAAUUCUUUAUCGUAAACUCGUGUUAAAAUUGCAUUGUGAUUAUUUUGGUUUAAAAAAAGAAAAAAAUGAUUGAAAGUACGUUCAUGAUUAACUCAUAAUUUUCCUAUAUACUACAUUCACACCUUGAUAGGUAGUAAAUUUACCUACACUAAAAAUCUAUUCCUAUAAUGUACAUUGAAAAUAUCUUAGAUUACAGCAAAAAAAGCGUCCGCCUUUUGUAGUAUUUUUUUUUUUUUUUUUUUUUUUUUUCAUUCUUGUAAUAAUGAAAUUUUAAUCAUAACGAUUUUUCUUCUUAUAGCAGCAAAUUCGUUAUUUGUUUUUAUGUUUUACUAUUGUUAUUACGAUACAUUUAUUUCUUAUAUACAAAUUAUACUUAACUGUUGUAUUAUUAAAAAUGUUAUUUGUAUUAUCACCAUGUCGUUUAUUUUUUGUAAUAUUGUUUAGUAAGUGUACAUUUGUUACUUAUAAACAGUGCAGUAAAGCUUAUUCAAAAUGUAAGGCUGGCCAAAGUUUUGAAAAUUGAAAUCAUUCAACAGCAAUACCUAUCUAACCUAUACUAAAAUAUAUUUACCUAUAGAACCAGCUGAACAUAUGAUACAGAAGUAUUACUGCACUAAUUAUAUAGCCAAAUAUGUACGAAUGGAAAAUUGUUAUUUCAAUUGUUUUCGUUGAAAAUCUACAUAUUUAUAUAGUUUAUUCAUUAUAUAAAUUUUACGUCGUUACGUUAAAAUGUACUGUUUACAUUCCACGUGCCAAAUUCGUCCUAAAAAAUUGACUCGAUAAUAAAGAGUAAAGUAAUUACUAAAAUUCGUACCAAUUUAAUAUACUUUUGUAAGUUUUUAUCGGAAUUGAUUUUUUAGUAACUUCUUAUUUAUGCAGAUUUGAAUUGUAAAUAUUUUAAGAUUGUGGAAUUACGUUCCUGCGUACGCUAAAUAAUGGAAAAAUGUACGAUAAAUGUAGAUUUAAAAAAAAAAGGCCUGCCUUUAGCGUGUAAUUAACCAAGAGCUGUCCGAUGAUCGUAUUGUCGUAGAUUGGCAUAUUCACAACCAUCUUAUCAUGAUUAUUGUAAAUAUUGCUCUAUGAAAUACAUUUUGAAUAAGCAUCUUUAUCGUUUUACUUUUCACUUACCCGUUGAAAUUGAAAAAAAAACGUGCAAUCUUAUUACCUACCUACUUUCGAUUACCCUUUUAGAUCCGAAUUGAUAUUAAAUUUGAAAAUUUUUCUAAAGUUAUUAGUAGCAUAUGUUACAUAACAUCGAGAUUCCAAUACCUACUCUCAGCAAGCAUACGAUAAUAUAUAAAUUUCAAAAUGUGAAUAAGCUUUAAAAUGACAAGCGAGAAAAAGUUUAAAAUUAUACUUUUAUAAGUAAUGAUUUGUAGAAAUGUGAAUUUUAGACACGACGAAUGUUAUUUAUUCGAAAUGCAUUUAGAAUUUUCCCCUUUUUUUAUUAUUCUUUCGUUGCAAUCGUAAUGAAAAUUGUUAGCGUAAAUUUUGUAAAAUAAAAAAAAAACUUAAUUGUUUAAGUAAACUUGCAACGAAUAGUCGUUUCGUGUCUGUAUAAAAGAAAAAAAACGCAACAUGAACGCGACAGCUACUGUUAAGGUCGCGUUAAUUCAGUGUUGAAAUAAUUAAGAUAUAAGGCCUAAUUACUAAUAAAUAGUUGAUAUUUUCGUUAAGCAACGUAAUAUUUUAUAAAUAAACUGUUCAUUUCGAAAUUUCGAACUAAACGAGAUUUUAGAUAAUGUACAUUCUAAACAAAUACGAAUUUCCGUAUUAAUGUUUUAAAAACUACAAAACUCUCUUAUGUAAUGUUAACCACUACGUUAAAAUUUACUUGAUCGUAAUAAUUCGAAUACAGUUAUUUAUUAUUAAGUUACGUUCAUUGUUAUAAUAAACGAAUAUUACCAUUUUAAGAAUU
This is a messenger RNA of Planococcus citri (citrus mealybug), 9409 nucleotides long. It is a transcript of the gene Mid1, whose product is annotated as Mid1. Bases 2088 to 3407 code for a protein of 439 amino acids. Gene Ontology annotation, cellular component: plasma membrane. Gene Ontology annotation, molecular function: stretch-activated, monoatomic cation-selective, calcium channel activity. NCBI's taxonomy places the organism in Eukaryota, Metazoa, Arthropoda, Insecta, Hemiptera, Pseudococcidae. The transcript has 4 exons. The record is from RefSeq and is a predicted model, not a curated record. Gene Ontology annotation, biological process: calcium ion import across plasma membrane.